GCGCAAUAUAUGUAUUGAGCGGUGCCAAAUGUCUUUGACCUUCAACCUGGAUGAUCAUGUUCCCGAGCCUUCCACUUCUGUGGAAGAAUUGAACAAAGAAUUAACUAAAAUGCGUAAAGUAGUGCGAGCUGCUAAGGUGUAUGCAUUCCGAGAUUUGAUGCGGAACGUCAAAGAAUUACGAGAACAGAUGUCUCGUCUUGGAGGCUGCAAACGAUUAGGAAGCAAAAUAGAACACAGAAUUUCUGAUAUAAAGCUCCUGCACAACCUCUCGGUCGUCCGUUUAUGUAAAAAGUUAUUGGCAGACGAACAUGAUAAAAAGCACCUUCAGAAAGAUGGACAUAAUCUCACUCAAGAAGACCGUUUAGUUAUACGUCUCAAAUCAUCAAAACCUGUAUCAGCCUUCAUCAAAUCAUUUCGUGAAAAACAUGAGGACUGGAUUAGUUUGGUUCAUUAUUUGGUUUACAAAAAUGUGUCAGGUAAAUGGAAGUCAAGAGAGCAGAAACGUCGAAAUAGGAAAGUUCGUGGAUCCUUACCAUUGCCUCCUGUGCCUGUUAAGGAAACAGAAUUUAGUAUUCCGGAGGAUCAAAGCAACAACCUGUCAUCCUAUCGUAUUCACAACGUAUGUUCAGAAUCGGAAAGUUGCAUAAAAACACUGUCAGCCCAACAUACUCUUAGUGGUAAUAGCAUACUCAAUGAUACUAAUUCAGAUAUGCCAGAAAUAAUCACUCGGUUACUUGAACGAAGAGGUAUUAAAAAAAGCGAAGAUUCCAAUACCAUGGAUAAUCAUACGUGUAUGACAAAUGGAUCAAUGGAACAAACAGUAAAUAAACCAAAGAGAGUAAAACUUCCAUUAAAAUCUCCUGAUAUAAAGAUCGAAACUUCAUUCAAUUCCUGUCAUGGAAAUCCUGCAGAAAUACAACAAAUUGAUGAUUCAAUAUUUGAUGAUCCUCUUGGUAAUGAUGAUAAAGAUGUCAGAAAAUUAUGUAAGAAGAAAAAUUUUGUGAAACAACAACACGUGAAAAAUUAUCCUUCAAAACUAAAUUCACGUAAAUCUUAUAAAAAACAAAACUUUACUAAAUUUCCAUACAAAAUGAAACAAGAUAAUUUACAAAUGCCUAGUACAACAUCUAAUCUUACAGAACCUGUUAUAUCUGAAUUAUCUAAACCCGGUUUACAUCCAUCAUGGCAAGCUAAACGAUUAGAAAAAGCAAAAAUUAUGGGACUAUGUAAAAGUUCAACGAAAGAAGUAAAACGUAUUAUAUUUGAUGGGUAAAUGAUUAUUACAAAAACAAAACAACUCAAUUAUUGAUUUAAUAUUCAACUUAGAUUUACUGUAUACAGUUAAUUGAUAAUUCUGUACAUUUAAUAGUGAUAAUAAUGAUUUGUCCACUGAAUUAUUGCAUAUACACUCAGUGAAGAUUCCUA
Molecule: messenger RNA, 1425 nt
Organism: Schistosoma intercalatum
Lineage: Eukaryota; Metazoa; Platyhelminthes; Trematoda; Strigeidida; Schistosomatidae
Source: the annotation of a GenBank genome assembly